Macrosteles quadrilineatus (aster leafhopper) is the source of this 2223-nucleotide messenger RNA. RefSeq lists its product as uncharacterized. The record is from RefSeq and is a predicted model, not a curated record. The transcript has a single exon. Bases 1 to 2223 code for a protein of 740 amino acids. Gene Ontology annotation, biological process: DNA integration. NCBI's taxonomy places the organism in Eukaryota, Metazoa, Arthropoda, Insecta, Hemiptera, Cicadellidae. Gene Ontology annotation, molecular function: nucleic acid binding.
AUGCUUACCCCUGUUAUUUUUUGGGCUAAGGCUCUCAUGCAGCAUAUAUGGUCACUAGGCCUAGAUUGGGAUAAUACUCUUCCUAGUGAUAUUAUCGACAGAUGGUCAACUUUUGUCAACGAACUUCCUGAGAUUGAAAAUUUGGAGAUUGGCAGGUACAUAUCUCUGAGUGAUGCGGUUAAUAUUCAGUUGCAUGGAUUUUCAGAUGCAAGUGAACUCGGUUUUGCUGGAUGUGUUUAUCUACGAACUGAGAACCCGCAAGGCAGUAUAUAUGUCAACUUAUUAAUAGCCAAGUCACGUGUGGCACCCCUGAAACGUAUCACGAUUCCUCGCCUUGAACUGUGCGGAGCACAUAUUUUAGCCAAACUGUUACACUACUGUGUUGAUCAACUCUCAGAUCGCUACAAGAUAGAUUCUGUUACCGCUUGGAGUGACUCCACUGUGGCUCUUUCAUGGAUUCACACCCCUUCUCAUCGUUUGAAGUUAUAUGUUGCAAAUCGUGUUGCACAGAUUCAAGAAUUGACCCCUUCCUGCAUAUGGAAACACAUUUCUACUCUUGAAAACCCCGCUGAUGUUGCCUCUAGAGGAUUAACCCCAUCUCUUCUUAUUCAUAACAAGCUCUGGUGGUCUGGACCCACAUGGCUUAAGAGUUCAUCUGAUUCAUGGCCUCAACCAUCGAGUCAUCUUCCCGAAGAGGAACUCCCAGAAAUUAAAACCACAACACUAAAUCUUCUUACGAUAGCUGAAGAUCAAGAUCUGAAGUUUAUCAAUAAAUUCUCUUCAUGGACUAAACUACUUCAUGUCAUGGGCUACGUUUUACGUUUUAUUUCCUGCUUGAAAACUAAGCAAAGGAUUACUCAUUCUCUCACACUUGAAGAGUUAGAAGUAUCGAACAAACGGAUUUGUUGGCUUGUUCAAAGAGAGAGUUUCUCUGAGGAUAUUAAUUCCCUGUCAAAGAAGAAUGUGUGUUCUUCUCGCAUUCAACGCCUUUCACCGUUUAUGGAUGAUGAAGGUUUGUUAAGAGUUGGAGGACGACUGAAACAUUCUGAGUUGCCGUACAGCGCCAAGCAUCAAAUUAUCUUACCAAAGGAUCAUUUUGUUGUAAAUUUGAUAAUUGAUUAUCAUCAUCGCAUCUUUCUUCACUGUGGACCAACACAACUCCAAGCUGUUCUUCGUGAGAAAUAUUGGAUACUUUCUGCUCGUAGUAUCAUACGCUCCAGGAUUUUUAAACGCCUGAGAUGUUUCAGAAUGAAACCUAAGCCAAACACACCAUUGAUGGGAGACUUACCUUCCCCAAGAGUGGUAGCAACCCGACCUUUUAAUGUUACUGGAGUCGACUAUGCCGGACCAUUUACAGUGAAAUUGUAUGUCCUAAAAAGGCUUCAGCCUAUUAAAGUUUAUCUUUGUCUAUUUGUCUGCUUUGCAACGAAAGCCGUACACUUAGAAGUUGUGUCGGAUUUGUCCUCAGAAGCUUAUAUAGCAGCUCUUACACGUUUUAUUUCCAGACGUGGUUCAGUGAAGGAAAUUCAUAGUGAUUGUGGAACCAACUUUGUCGGAGCAGCUGCUGCACUUCACAAAUGUUUUAACAACCUCCUUUGCAAUCCAGUAACUCACCGUUUUGCUGAAGAAAACAACAUUUCUUUCAAAUUUCUGCCUCCACACGCGCCUCAUCAAGGUGGCUUGUGGGAACGAGCUGUUAGGAGUGCUAAGCAUCACCUUCAUAGAGUAAUCGGUGGCCAAAUCCUGACUUAUGAAGAAUUCAUAACUCUCGUGUCACGUGUCGAAGCAAUAUUAAAUUCAAGACCGCUUACCCCUCUCUCUGGAGAUCCGAAUGACUUAGAGUCUCUAACCCCAGGACACUUUUUAACUGGUGGACAUCUGAAAUCCAUGGUUGAACCUCAAUAUGAUGAAACUUCUUGUAACCGCUUGAGGAGAUGGCAAUUAGUUCAGGCAUUCUCUCAACACAUCUGGACUCGAUGGUCCCAAGAGUAUCUGCAUACUCUACAGCAUCACUCUAAGUGGACGAGUAAAACAGAGAACCUCAAGAUUGGUGACCUUGUUGUUAUUCAUGAGCCUAACACUCCUCCCCUACAAUGGAAACUUGCAAGAAUCACCGCAGUAUCUCCAGGAGCAGACGGAAUUGUACGAGUGGUCCAUCUACGCACCGCUACAGGGAACUUCAGUCGGCCAACCGUCAAAGUUUCCCUUCUUCCUACCAAUUAA